UAUGUAAAGUUAUUUCCAACUUUAACAUUAAAAUGCGUGUUUAUUUAUUCUUUUUCACAUAUUGAUUUAAAUAGAAACGUCAUUAUAUCACGGGUAGAGGUAGUAAUUGGCAGACAGUACCGAUCACUAAAAACUAAACCGAUAAAAAUCGUCUGCUUAAUUAAGAAAUAGAACAGAAAUAAACAAAUCGCAACAACAACAACAACAGAAUAACAGCAGUCAAGCAAAUAAUUAUUUUACUAAAAGAAAAAAGAAUAAGGAUGUAUGGUGGCAAGUACGGCGGAAGGGGAGGAGCCUAUAACCGUCACGAGUCACGCGCGCGUCCGCGUGAAGAUUUCAUGUCGAGCUAUGAGGAGUCUUACAUGAGAGGCUCAGACCGCUAUGGAAAUUACAACUCAACGUCCUCAUAUUACGGAAGAGGAACUGGAGAUCUAGAAAUGUCUGGUGUUGACCUAUAUAUACAGUAUAACACACGGGCUCAUCAUACAAACGAGUUUGAUAUCACAGAUGGCACGGUAUAUGACAGUCGGGAAGUUCUCGUUGUACGACGUGGUCAACCAUUCUACAUGAAAAUCACGUUAAAUCAACCCUACAAUCCUGCAAAAGACAAUCUACGACUGGUUUUUCUAUUUGGUAAGAACCCAAACCCUGCGCGCGGAACACAAGUUGAACUCUACCUAUCAUCAGAUUCAAGACAUGAUGCUGGGGGAUGGGGUAUAAAUAUUGAGGCCUCAGAUGGCACAUCUGUGACGCUUUCUGUGUCUGCCCCGCCCACAUGUUUAGUUGGAAAGUGGUAUCUGAAAGUAGACUUGUUAAAGGAAGGCGGCAAUACGAGAAACAACAUGAAAAGAUACGAUCACAAAGAUCCGAUAUACAUUCUAUUCAAUCCAUGGUGUAAAUAUGAUCAGGUGUUCAUGAGCAACGAUGUAUUGCUUGGAGAAUAUGUAUUGAAUGAGACGGGCAAGAUAUACAAUGGUAGUUUCCGAAAUAUCUCUUUCAUGCCGUGGAACUUUGGGCAGUUUUCAGGCAAAGUUCUCGAUUGUGUUAUGUACCUUCUUGACGAGGUGUCGAACCUUCCUGAACAUCAGAGAGGAGACGCAAUCAAAGUUUCCCGAAUAAUCUCCAGCUUGGUGAAUAGUAGUGACAACAAUGGAGUGGUGGUCGGUAAUUGGACUGAACGGUAUCAAGGGGGCGCUUCACCAAUGUCCUGGACCGGAAGUGUUGAUAUUUUGGAACAAUAUUACAAGACAAAACGACCCGUGAAAUACGGUCAAUGCUUCAUAUUUGCUGCAGUUGUUGCAACAGUAUGUAGAGCUCUUGGUAUACCUGUAAGAUGUGUAACCAACUAUAAUUCUGCUCACGAUAAAGACGCAAAUUUGACAAUAGAUAAAUAUUUCAACAGAAAGUUUGAAGAAAUAGAAGAGCUGAAUAAAGAUUCAAUUUGGAAUUUCCAUGUGUGGAAUGAUGUGUGGAUGACUCGACCGGACCUUCCAGCAGGCUAUAAUGGUUGGCAAGCCAUAGAUGCCACACCCCAAGAAAAGAGUAAAGGUAUCUACUGUAUGGGACCAGCGUCUUUGACAGCUGUUAAAAACGGACACAUACGUCUACCGCAUGACGCACAUUUUGUGUUUGCCGAGGUGAACGCUGAUAGAAUAAUGUGGAUGGGUGUGUCUCCGCACAAUCGACGAAUGAUAAAGAAGGAGACAAAUUGGGUCGGCCAGUUUAUGAGUACAAAGAAACCGCUGUCACUAACUGAGACAACCGAUUGGAGGCGUGGUCUAGAUAGGGAAAGAGAAGACGUUACAUACCAGUAUAAGUUCAAGGAAGGUUCGCCAGAGGAACGAGCCGCCGUAAAACGAGCAAACGUUCAUAAAACGAACGACGACGUUUUCGGAGAUACCAGCAAGAAGGAUGAUGUUGCAUUUGAACUAAAAGCUGACAAUAACACUUUCAUUGGCCAGCCAUUGAACGCUGUGCUGAUAAUAAAGAAUCUGAGUAAGAUGACUCGGACAGUUGGCGGACACGUCAGUAUAAAAUCAGUAUAUUACACUGGUGCUACAUGCAGAGAGGUUUAUAAGGAAGAUGUUCCAAAGACAUCCUUGAGAAUGGAUGAAGAUAAAAGAUUUCAAAUAGAAGUCCCAGUAAGAUAUUAUUUGGAAAAGUUAACCGACCACUGUUUUCUUAAGAUAACAUUUUCCUGCAUGGUUGAGGAAACAGGACAGGCAUUUGCUGAAGUUGCUGAGGUUAGACUUCGUAAACCACAUAUUACUAUCAAGGCUCCGAAUACCGGAUAUAUUGGCCAGACAUUCAAGGUUGAAGCAUCCUUCAUGAACCCUCUACCUACACCUCUAACAAACAGUAUUCUACGCGUUGAAGGUCCAGGAUUUCAGAAACCAGUUACUUACAGAAUACAAGAUGUAGAUGUUGGCAAGGGCAUGAAUGUAACUUUAGAGUUUACACCAGUGAAGGUUGGAGAGAAGGAAAUUAUCAUGAACUUCAGCUCUGAUGAACUGGCUAAUGUUAACGCGGCACAACCAGUAUAUAUUCAUCGGUAGACCAGACGAAAUUGCAAAAUAUAUGUACAUUGUAUAACAUUUGUGAUGAUAAAACAUAUUCAGCACAUAUAUGUAUUGGUGAAUAUUUGUACCCAUACGAAUUGUUAUGAGUAUCGAUUAUAUUCAUGCAAAAUUAUAGCUACUUGACUUUAAUACUAUUUUAUCUACAAUAUGUCAACAUGUAAAAUAAAUUAAAUAAGAGUGCAUGCUAAAAUGUAUGAAUAGUAUUAAUUAUCCUAUUCACAUACAAGGAAUGCAACUUACCACUUUUAACAUGACACCUCUUUUUUAAACCUAACACGUUAUAUAUCUUGUUAACUAUUUUAUCAUUUUCUAGUAUCACAAAAAUAACAAGAUAAGUUGUUUUUUACCAUUGUUAUCGAAAAAAGCAUUUCCUGACUUGAUCAUAUUCAGAUUUACACAUUGUUAAAUCUAUACAUUAUGUUAAAUGUACAAUUUUCAAAUUGUAAAUUACUUGCAAUAGAUCAUGGCCAUAUUCCUUUGUAUUUUUGUAUGCUUAUUGUACAUGUUGUGUUUUAUAUCUAUGUUUCUAUAUACAUGAUAUACAUGUAGUUUCUAUAAAGUUGCAUCACAACCAGAUGCUUUAUCUAAAAAUAUCUUUAUUUUCUAGCUUUGUGAGCAUUUUAAUGAAGAAAAGUUGUUGUGACAGAAAUAAACAUGGUUAUGAAUUGUUUGUUUUCGUAGAUUUGUGUUAUACAAAACUGUUAAAUGAAAUUGUGUUUUUUUUUCCAAUAUUGUUCUAAAGCUGUUAUGUUUUUCUUUUCAUUCUAUCGGUUACCUUUAAAAUUUCUCUAUUCAAAUGUUAUCAUUGUUUUUUUUAAUAAACACAUAUAAGUUUUACUUACAAGAAGAGCGUUUUUAUCUCGUUUAUUUGACUAUAAAUCAAAUCAAUCAUUAGAACGUUUGUCUUAUCCAAAAAAAUAAUUGUUUGAGAAUUGAUCGAGAGCGUCGUUAGAGAUGGACAGAAGUUGUGUGCAAGUUUAGGUUUUUCAAAAUUUUGGCUAUGUGUAUCGAGUUUCAGAUAACAAUAAGUGGUAUAAAUGUAAACAAAUGUGAUAAAUGUCUCACCAUUUUCCUUGUACGAGUACAAUAUCUUUUGGAACUGAUACCGGCCACAUGUGUAUGCUAUUAUGAGGUUAUUAUACAUUGUUGAGUACAAUACUGAAUUAUAUUGGAUGAGGACACAACUGUCAAAACCAUAUUGGACCGGGUGCUAGUCGAGUCUGAUAUAGGUUUUGUCGAAGUGGAUGAGUCCAACAGAAUCCAUAUUGUUUUAGUUAUUUCAAACCACCAUUUUUUACAUUAUGACGGAACUAUGUUUCUUUGUGUACAAAAAGGAUUUGAUAUGGAUUUUGGGAUCUCAAUUAAUAAAAACGAGGCUAUAUGGUGUGUGAUAUGAAUUUGAUAUGAACCUUUUGGACACUGGAAAUGGUAACAACGCUAUAAAGGGUGUGACAUGGAUUUUGAUCUAGACCUUUUGGACUACGGGAAUCAAAACGAGGCUACAUUGAUAUGAUUUAUAUUUGAACAUCAUGUGUUACA
Molecule: messenger RNA, 4118 nt
Organism: Ruditapes philippinarum (Manila clam)
Lineage: Eukaryota; Metazoa; Mollusca; Bivalvia; Venerida; Veneridae
Product: hemocyte protein-glutamine gamma-glutamyltransferase-like
Exons: 17
Coding region: 261-2555 (764 amino acids)
Biological process (GO): peptide cross-linking
Molecular function (GO): protein-glutamine gamma-glutamyltransferase activity
Source: RefSeq, a predicted model, not a curated record